UGCCUAACAACGUAACAGGUGCUUGAGGAGGCGGAGUCUGACACGUCAAUGUAAACAUUCGAAGCCCAUGCCUUCCUGGAGGAGCCUGUUUGGCAUGGGCGUGGUUCCGACCAUAGGUGACAGCCUACUAUCCCCGCCUUCAUUUGGGGCGGUAACCUCUCAGAAGGAAGAUGGUGGGUUUGUGAGCUCGGCGGUUGGUCUCCUCUGUGCCGUGCAGUCGGUGUCUAUACAUCCGGGUCCCUUACACGUCGCUUUUCCCCACAUCGUUGGGUGUGUGCCAGGUAGAGCCGUGCGAGUGAAAGCUCCUUCUCCUAUCCCGCCGGUGCCUUGCCGUGUCCCCGCUCAUGUCGGAUAAUCAGAGCUGGAAUUCCUCGGGCUCAGAGGAAGACCUGGAGACUGAGUCCGGGCCGCCGGUUGAGAGGUGCGGUGUCCUGUCUAAGUGGACCAACUAUAUUCAUGGCUGGCAGGAUCGAUGGGUAGUCUUGAAAAACAACACAUUAAGCUACUACAAAUCAGAGGAUGAGACAGAAUAUGGCUGCAGGGGAUCCAUUUGCCUUAGCAAAGCUGUUAUCACGCCUCAUGAAUUUGAUGAGUGCCGUUUCGAUAUCAGUGUUAAUGACAGUGUGUGGUAUCUCCGUGCUCAAGACCCAGAUCAUCGGCAAAGAUGGAUAGAUUCAAUUGAACAACACAAGUCUGAAUCUGGCUAUGGAUCAGAAUCCAGUUUACGGCGGCAUGGCUCAAUGGUGUCCCUCGUGUCUGGGGCAAGUGGUUACUCUGCCACAUCCACGUCAUCAUUUAAGAAAGGACACAGCCUGCGGGAGAAACUGGCGGAAAUGGAGACUUUCCGAGACAUCCUAUGCAGACAGGUUGACACGCUGCAGAAAUAUUUUGAUGCGUGUGCAGAUGCAGUUUCCAAAGAUGAGCUUGAAAGGGAUAAAGUUGAAGACGAUGAAGAUGAUUUUCUUCAUAGCCAUCCCAAUGGAGAUUACAUUCAUAGCAGUAUUGGGAGUAAAGAUAAAUUAUUCCAGCACGUGUCUCCAAAGGGCAUUAAUGGCAUUGACUUUAAAGGAGAAGCCAUCACAUUUAAAGCUACCACUGCAGGAAUAUUGGCUACUUUGUCGCACUGCAUUGAUCUCAUGGUGAAGCGGGAGGACAGCUGGCAGAAACGGCUUGAUAAGGAAAUCGAGAAGAGGAGGCGAGUAGAGGAAGCCUAUAAGAAUGCAAUGACUGAACUCAAAAAGAAAUCUCAUUUUGGUGGACCAGAUUAUGAGGAAGGCCCCAACAGCCUGAUAAAUGAAGAAGAAUUCUUUGAUGCGGUUGAAGCUGCUCUGGACAGACAAGAUAAAAUUGAGCAGUCUCAGAGUGAAAAGGGCAGAUCACACUGGCCAUCUUCUCUUCCUUCAACUGAAGCAUACACAACUGCCGGCAGUCACAGAUUUGUUCAAGCUGUCGAAGAAAUGGUACAGAACCACAUGACUUAUUCUCUGCAAGAUGUCGGAGGGGAUGCCAACUGGCAGCUGGUUGUUGAAGAGGGGGAAAUGAAGGUCUAUAGGAGAGAAGUGGAAGAGAAUGGAAUUGUCCUAGAUCCCCUGAAAGCUACACAUUCUGUGAAAGGGGUGACCGGCCACGAGGUCUGCCAGCACUUCUGGAAUGUAGAUGUGCGCAAUGACUGGGAAACGACCAUUGAAAAUUUCCAUGUUGUUGAAAAGUUAUCACCAAAUGCAAUCAUCGUAUACCAAACGCACAAGAGAGUUUGGCCUGCUUCCCAGCGUGAUGUGUUGUAUUUAUCUGCUAUUCGGAUGGUACCAGCUGCCAGCGAGAAUGAAAUGGACACUUGGAUUGUCUGCAACUUCUCAGUUGACCAUGACAACGCUCCCCUAAACCGAUGUGUUCGUGCCAAAAUCAAUAUUGCGAUGAUCUGUCAGACUCUGGUUAGCCCACCGGAAGGAAAUAAAGAAAUCAGCAGAGAUAAUAUUCAGUGCAAAAUAACAUAUGUUGCUAAUGUCAAUCCAGGAGGAUGGGCUCCUGCCUCUGUACUUCGGGCAGUAGCAAAACGGGAGUAUCCUAAAUUUCUGAAACGCUUUACAUCAUAUGUGCAAGAGAAAACCGCUGGCAAGUCUAUUCUUUUCUAGCUGCUGCCUGUGAAAUGAAGGCGGUAUGAACAUUCCACACUGGAUGGGAGCGUAUCAGAUAACAUGGAAUCUACAGCCUUUACCAACUUCCUACAGUUAAAGCCCUUCCAUUUUAGUAGGAGUUUCAGUACCCUCUGCUGCUCUGACGUUUAGUUUCAUCAUUGGAGGGUGGAGACUUACAAAGGAGUGAACAUCAAACACUAGAUAGGGGGUUUUGUUUUUUAUUUUUUAACCCCUUGUCACCGAAUAUGUAUGUAGUUCUAACGUAAUGUACGGCUACAAGUACCGCUCUGUGUCCUUUAUACCCCCCCUGCUUGCUUGCUUUUAUGGCUCAUGGGAGAACAAGUCUCACAAAUACAAAUGGGUUGAGGCUUUAACAUUGUUUUCUUUUGUAAGUGAAACCUGUUCAUGUACAGGCCAAUAAUAAAAAUGACUAAUAAAGCCAUAAUAUUUUUAGUUUUGUGCAUAUAAAGAGCAGGACCCCCCAAGCGCACACUAUGCUCUUUCUGCACAAAACUCGUCAGCCAUUUCAUUAAAAAACAAAGGUAACUGUUUAGCAGAAAGUUCCUUGUUUAUCUUUCUGUAAAAAAACAGAAAAGAAAUGUUUUUAGCUGGCUUCUUGCUAGUUCUUUCCGUGGUUCUGUAAGACUUCUCAUUAAUAUCUGAGGGCUGUUAUAAUCUUUGGCUAUGCCUUUCCUGGUGUCUCUCCUAUGAAGACGUGACGUCUGACGGAGGAAAUAAAAAAAAAAAAAAACUAAGAAAGCUUUAUUUUUUCCAGAAAUCUAUAUAUUUCUAUUGUAUUUUUAGUUGUGUUAAUAAAGUGGAGAAAAAUUGUGUUCUUUGACACGAUCCAGAGAUUCCAAGAUUGGUUCUUGAGGAGAUGGCAAUUUACUUUGGUUGGACUAGUGUGUCUUUGGGUUCGGAGGUUCAAAAUUGACAAGGCCCAAGGCUUCAUCCAUUGGUGUGAGGAACAUGAAUCUGUCCCAUAAAGCUGGAGUGGGUUAUAGAAAUGUAGUUUGGGAUGUGAGUAUUUAGUGAAUAUAAAGACUGCAUACCCUCAAUGAGGAAUAGGCAACCUUCUGCUCUGCAGACUUUGUACAAGAUGUUGCCUGCUCCCACACUAGAAUACUUAAUAUAUGGUUGCUUGGGGGUGUUUUGUUUUUGCUUUAUAAGGCUAUGAGUGGGUUAUGGUUUGUACUGGAUAAGGAAGUGUCCUGUUCUGUAGCUCAAUGUAUCCCAAGGGAAUUGCUGCAGAGCUUCCCACCAAGGUAGCUUUCUCUUGGAAGCCUUUUAGUCCAGGGUGUGUUUAUCAUGGCUCCCAAAUCACAUGGUCACCAUAUAAUCAUGGUGCAGCCUUGCCUUUAGUAUGACAUUCCUAGUACGGAGCCAGUGCUCACCUCUGGAUUUUACGCCAAUUGUUUUUGCAAAUGCCAUGUUAUUAUACAGUAGGAAAUUUGGCCCAAACAAAUACUGAGCAGAUUUACUGUUAAAUAUUUAUAAUUGUGUCACAUCCAUAACAAUAAAAAAAAGUCUAUAUUUGUUUUAGUAGAAGUCGCCGUCCACAUUCAAAUAAAAUACAUCCAUGUCUUGUACAUCCAAUAUUAAAGAUUUACAAAUAUAUAUAUAUAUAUAUCAAAUUGUAGUAUACCAAAUGGAUAUGUUAUAAAAAGCUAUAUUGAAACACAGAUGUAUAUAAUCAGAAUUUUGUGUACAAAUGUCCCAACAUUUUUGGAAGAUGAAACGACUACCUACCUACGGAUCUGUUGCCUUGGGCUUUGUUUGCGCAUUGGCUUGUACAAAGGGCCAGACGAUGAUUCUCAUUGAAAUAUCCAUUUCUUGUCGUCGAGCGGAAUACUCAACAAUGCACUUUUUUUUUUUUUUUUUUUUAAUUUGUCUUGCCAUUAAAUAAGCUCUGUCAUUGGUCGUUAGCUGUAGUGCCUCAGUGGUAACGAGCAUCUAAGUAGACACAGAAAGCAAUCACUACAUCAGAAGCGUUUUAGAAAAAUGAGUUUAUUUUAAUAUUUAAUACAAAAGGUUUCAGGGUUUUUUUUUGUUUUUUUUUAAUUCGUUCUCCUAAAAUAUAUUAAAAAACCACUAAAAAUUAAAAUAAAAAAAAAAAGAUCCACAGAGGUUGAAUGUUGGCCGUUUGAUUACUUUUGUAAACACGUUAAGAACCUUUUCUUGGCUCUUGCUUCCAAAGAAGCCGGUGACUUUUAUCCAACGUUGCUCUCCUGCCCGGCGCUGAGAAGGCUACACGAAAAGCUUUAUUUUGCAAAGGUCUAUGGAACGUUUACAAACAAGAGAAAAACUGUAAAUCUUAAUAUCAUUAGUUGCAUUUGCACUAAAUGUGAUGUACUUUUGUUAUUCUGUAAAUAAAAUGUAUUACACUAAGGAA
Xenopus tropicalis (tropical clawed frog) is the source of this 4527-nucleotide messenger RNA. It is a transcript of the gene cert1, whose product is annotated as ceramide transporter 1. The transcript is spliced from 17 exons. The record is from RefSeq and is a predicted model, not a curated record. The coding region runs from base 345 to 2132 and encodes 595 amino acids. Lineage: Eukaryota; Metazoa; Chordata; Amphibia; Anura; Pipidae. Gene Ontology annotation, biological process: ER to Golgi ceramide transport. Gene Ontology annotation, molecular function: lipid binding. Gene Ontology annotation, cellular component: cytoplasm; Golgi apparatus; endoplasmic reticulum.